This is a messenger RNA of Ostreococcus tauri, 537 nucleotides long. Its product is annotated as Molybdopterin biosynthesis MoaE. Bases 1 to 537 code for a protein of 178 amino acids. Gene Ontology annotation, cellular component: cytosol. The transcript has a single exon. The record is from RefSeq and is a predicted model, not a curated record. NCBI's taxonomy places the organism in Eukaryota, Viridiplantae, Chlorophyta, Mamiellophyceae, Mamiellales, Bathycoccaceae. Gene Ontology annotation, biological process: Mo-molybdopterin cofactor biosynthetic process.
AUGCCGUCACCGCCGCCGCCGCGAAUCCGCGUUCGAAUUCUCACCGAACCCAUCGACGAACGCGAAUCCAUCGAGUUCGUCCGCUCGCCGCUCGCGGGGGCGAUCUCGACCUUCAUCGGCACCGCGCGGAACACGUAUCACGGCGUCGACGUCCUCGAGCUCGCGUACGAGUGCUACGAACCGAUGGCGCUGGAGGUGCUGGACGCCGUGGCGCGAGAGACGUGCGCGCGAUACGCCGGGGACGGCGACGAGCGACGCGUCACCGUGGACGGUCGAGGCGGCAUGGGCGUCGUCGCGAUGGACAUCGCGCAUAGGGUGGGAACGGUGGGCGUCACCGAGACGAGCGUCGUCGUGAGCUGCGCGGCGUCGCAUCGGAAGGAUGCGUGCGACGCCGUCGCCGAGGCGAUGGAGCUCCUCAAGGCUCGAGCGCCGAUAUGGAAGAAGGAGAUAUUAGACGUCGUGGACGAGACGAGCGGUACGCGGGUCGGGGUGUGGAAGGCGAACGGGCUCGGCGAGCACUUUGGUCGUGACGGGUGA